GGGAUGAGAGAGAAUGAGAGAAUGAGAGAAUGAGAGAAUUGGACAAAAGUUAGUAGUUGGAGGAAGAAAGGUUCACACGCAUAAGUACAUAACAUAACAUACCACACUCAUUUUAUUAAUUGCUUUCUUCUGUUCUUGGCUACUAAUGAACUGAUCCCAAAGAUUAGGGUAAUGAGAGGUCGAAUUUUACAGCAAUGGUGCAUGUUUCUCGUGCUCCUUUUAAUGGCGGAUUUCGCCAUUACAACUACCUUGUUCGAGCCGUUCAACGUCACCUAUGAUCACCGGUCACUAAUCAUCGCCGGUCACCGUCGCAUGCUCAUUUCCGCCGGAAUCCACUACCCUCGCUCUACUCCUCAGAUGUGGCCUGAUUUGAUUGGCAAGGCCAAGGAAGGAGGUGUAGAUGUGAUUGAAACAUACACCUUUUGGAAUGGACAUGAGCCUGUAAGAGGACAGUAUCAUUUUGAAGGGAGAUAUGAUCUUGUCAAGUUUGUGAAGCUAGUUGGGUCAAGUGGACUCUAUCUCUUCCUUAGAAUAGGACCCUAUGUAUGUGCAGAGUGGAAUUUUGGGGGCUUUCCUGUGUGGCUGCGAGACAUUCCUGGCAUUGAGUUUCGAACAGAUAAUGAACCUUUUAAGGAGGAGAUGCAACGGUUUGUGACGAAGAUUGUAAAUUUAAUGCGAGAGGAGAUGCUUUUCUCUUGGCAAGGAGGCCCAAUAAUAUUGUUGCAGAUUGAGAAUGAAUAUGGAGAUGUUGAAAACUCAUAUGGGAAGAAAGGACAGAACUAUAUUAACUGGGCUGCGAACAUGGCUCUUGGGCUUGGUGCUGGUGUCCCAUGGGUAAUGUGCAAACAAACUGAUGCACCUGAGCUCAUUAUUGAUACCUGCAAUGGCUACUACUGUGAUGGCUUUAAGCCAAAUUCCAACAAGAAGCCUAUCUUUUGGACUGAGAAUUGGGAUGGAUGGUACACUACUUGGGGUGGAAGAUUACCUCAUAGGCCCGUUCAAGAUCUCGCAUUUGCAGUUGCUCGCUUUUUCCAACGAGGCGGUAGCUUACAAAAUUAUUACAUGUAUUUUGGUGGAACAAAUUUUGGGAGGACAGCUGGGGGUCCUUUCUAUAUCACAAGUUAUGACUAUGAUGCCCCCAUUGAUGAAUAUGGUCUUUUAAGUCAGCCAAAGUGGGGUCAUUUGAGGGAUCUGCAUGCUGCAAUCAGGCUUUGUGAACCUGCUUUAGUUGCAGUUGAUUCUCCUCAUUAUAUCAAGCUGGGACCUAUGCAGGAGGCUCAUGUUUAUCACAAAAGAGGAAAUGGAAGGAGGUCAAGAUUAAGUGAUUCUGGAGAUGAAAAUAGGUGCUCGGCCUUUCUAGCUAAUAUUGAUCAACAUAAUGCGGCUUCGGUGCAUUUUCAAGGUCACACGUACAAGUUACCUCCUUGGUCUGUCAGUAUAUUACCAGACUGUCAGAAUGUGGCUUACAACACUGCCAAGGUCGGGGCUCAGACAUCAAUCAAAGAACUAGAGUCUGAUGCACCUAAUGUUUCGAACAAAUCUGUCAGCCAAAAGUUAUUGCGUCAUGAUGGGUCAUCUUAUGUUUCAGAAAGAUGGAUGACAGUAGACGAGCCUCUCGGGAUAUGGAGUGAUCACAAUUUCACUGUACAAGGCAUCCUGGAACACUUAAAUGUGACAAAGGACUCCUCUGAUUAUCUUUGGUACUUUAUCAGAAUAUAUGUUUCGGGUGAAGAUGCAUCAUUUUGGAAAGAAGAUGGAGUCCAUCCAGCUCUUUCAAUUGAUAGCAUGCGUGAUGUGGUGCACAUUUUUGUCAAUGGCCAACUUGCAGGUAGUGGAGUUGGUCGUUGGGUAGAGGUCACACAGCCUGUUAAAUUGCUGGAAGGUUAUAAUGAUGUGGCAUUGUUGUCUCAGACAGUGGGUCUGCAGAAUUAUGGUGCUUUCUUGGAGAAAGAUGGAGGUGGAUUCCGGGGUCAAAUUAAGCUUACAGGACUGAAGAGCGGGGAUAUGGAUCUGUCAAACUUAUCGUGGACAUACCAGGUUGGCCUGAAAGGUGAAAUGCAGGAAAUAUACACAUUAGACGGAAAUGAGAAGGCCGCUUGGGUUGAUUUGGCGACUGAUGGAAUUAAAUCCCCUUUAAGCUGGUACAAGACCUAUUUUGAUGCUCCUGACGGGCUGGAUCCAGUUGCUCUCGAUUUAAGUAGUAUGGGUAAAGGCCAGGCUUGGAUUAAUGGCCAUCAUAUAGGAAGGUAUUGGACUUUGUCCUCUCCACAAGAUGGAUGUCAAAAGCCUUGUGAUUAUCGUGGAAAAUAUGAUUCAGGCAAGUGCACAACAAACUGUGGGAAGCCUACUCAAGUGAGAUAUCAUGUACCACGCUCAUGGCUACAGGAAACAAAUAACUUACUGGUUGUCUUUGAAGAGACAGGAGGAAAUCCAGUUGAGAUUUCAUUAACAGCACAUUAUACACAACUCAUUUGUGCUGGUAUAUCAGAAUCUCACUAUCCGCCACUUUCGAGAUGGGUGAAUCAUGGUUCUGUAGACGAACAGAUCUUGAUCAAUGAUACGACACCUGAAAUGCAUCUUCAUUGUGAAGAUGGACAUGUAAUCAAUAUAGUUUUUGCCAGCUAUGGGACCCCAAAGGGUAGAUGUCAAGAGUAUUCAAAAGGAAGUUGUCAUGCACCAAAGUCGUCGGACGUGGUUUCUAAACUCUGCCAAGGAAGACAGACUUGCUCCAUUAGAGUUUCUAAUGCCGAAUUUGGUGUUGAUCCAUGCAGAGGGGUUGUUAAAACCCUGGCUGUUGAGGCAAAAUGUAUAUCAUCGUGGGUUGCAGGGUUCUCAUCUGUCUAGAAAUGCUGCGUAUUCUGUAAUUAUGACCUUUGUAUAUUAGCAUUAUACUAUUUUUUUUGAAGCAAAAAUGCAUCUUAUUUUAUGGAUUUCUAUAUGAAUGCAUCUCAUCUUAUGUAUUUCUACAUGGUGUAAAUUGAUGACUCUUAUAGCUUACGCACUGCCACAUACAAGUUUUAGAUUUC
Beta vulgaris subsp. vulgaris (sugar beet) is the source of this 3026-nucleotide messenger RNA. Its product is annotated as beta-galactosidase 9. Gene Ontology annotation, biological process: carbohydrate metabolic process. Gene Ontology annotation, cellular component: vacuole; cell wall. Gene Ontology annotation, molecular function: beta-galactosidase activity; carbohydrate binding. NCBI's taxonomy places the organism in Eukaryota, Viridiplantae, Streptophyta, Magnoliopsida, Caryophyllales, Amaranthaceae. Bases 172 to 2844 code for a protein of 890 amino acids. The transcript is spliced from 19 exons. The record is from RefSeq and is a predicted model, not a curated record.